Molecule: messenger RNA, 927 nt
Organism: Vigna angularis (adzuki bean)
Lineage: Eukaryota; Viridiplantae; Streptophyta; Magnoliopsida; Fabales; Fabaceae
Exons: 5
Coding region: 1-927 (308 amino acids)
Source: RefSeq, a predicted model, not a curated record
AUGCAGGAGCUCAGGGCCGAGGUGAGGGCUGAAUUCCAGAUGCUCUACCAGGAGCAGUUUCAGAGCAUGCGCCCGAUGCAGUCUCCUAUAGAGGAACAUGUGGUCCCUCCCCCUCCCACAGGGAGAAGCGGCAAAGGAAGUUGUUCCGCAUCAGCCAUCCCAGAGGAUGACAUGGACGAUGGUAGUCCAUGUCUGCUAUACAUUUUAGAAGAAGAUGAGAUGGUGCUGGUAGCUCGUGGAACAGAGUUUAGGUCAGCGACUGUAUGUCAUGGUAUGCAACUAUUAGAGGAUGAGGUGAAGGUAUCAGUGGAUGAAAUGAUCAUGCCAGAUGCCUCGGUUCCACUGUCCACGGAAGAGAUUUUCACUGUGGAACAAGCAUAUAAGUCGUUUAUCACUUGGCCUAAAUUUUUGGUUAAACCAGUUUCUGACCCCUCGACGCAGGAACAACAGAAGAUUCCUCUAUCUGAGGAUGACCCUCUUUCUUCAUUGCAUCUACUUGCUGACAUCCUUGAUGAUAAGCCUUUGGAGGUUCAGUAUGAUGCUAAUGUAUUUGGGCAUGGCUCUGAGGUCCCAAUAUACCUUAAUAGCCAAGAUGUCCGUGAGCUUGCGUCGGGAACACAAGAGUUGAAUAUUUCAAUUAUUCAACUAUGGACGAUGUAUAUGUCUGGGGUCACUAAUAAGUUGGGGCGUUCUGAUGAUUAUGGAUUCAUUGAUCCCCAAGACAUUCAUGAAUCAAAUGAUUUUGAUCAUAUCAACAUGAGAAUGAUAAGCAGUUUUCGAAGGGGCAAGAAAAUAUACUUUUUGCCUUAUAUAUCCGGGCGCCAUUGGCAACUUCUUGUUAUGUCUGUGCAAGACAACUAUGCUUUGUGGUUCUGCUCAUUGCACAGGCCUCCUCCCACACAACUCAGACAAGCAAUUGAUUGGUAA